AUGAAUCAGUUCUUAAACCUAAAAUGUGUUUUAUUUUAUUUUUUUUGUACGCAUUUAUUUUUUCUCCAUGUAAUAACUAAGCAUAAUUUAAAGAAAGAAAAAGGAUAUAUAAUAAGGAAUGAUUAUAAAUGUAAAAGGAAAAGGAAAAAUAAUAAUUUAAAAAAGCGAUCUUUUUUUAUAAUAUGUAAAAACUGUAGACCAAAUAAUAACAAAUUUUAUAUUAUUAAUAAUAAAGGAGGUGAAAAUAUAUAUAAUGUUAAAAAAAAGAAAGCAUGUGGAUAUGUACGUUUAAAUAAUGAGGCUAAUGUUGAAAAGAAUAAUGUUGUAAAUACUAAUAAAGAAAUAGAGAAAUUAUUAUUAGAUGUAUUAGAUAAUCGUAAUAAUUGGUACGAUUCAAAAUAUUUCUCUCCUGCAAAAAUUAAUUUAUUUUUAAGAUUGAAGGAAAAAAAAGAAACAUAUAAUGAAGUAUCAACCUUAAUGCAUUCAUUAAAUUUGGGUGAUGAUAUUUUUAUAAGAGCUUUGAAAAAAGAAGAUCAAAAUAAAUUAAGGCAUUUUUUACAUCCAUGUGAAUCUGGAGAUUUUUUGACAAUAGUAAGAAUGGAAGAUAAAAAUAGAGAUAAGGAAACAUUAAAAGAAGAUUGUAAAAUAGAUGUUAUUAAUAAGAGUGAUAAAGAUUUAUUUAAACAUAUGAAAGAAGAUAUAAUAAUUCAAGAACAUGAAAAAUUACCAUAUGAAUAUAAUGAUUACCCUAUAAAUAAUGAUAAUAUUAUUAUUAAGGUUUUAAAAAGAUAUAGAGAAGAAUUUAAUAUAAGUGACGAUAUAAGAUUUCUAAUACAUGUAAAUAAAAGAAUACCUAUAUUUAGUGGUGUUGGUGGUGGCUCAUCUAAUGGUGCUACUGUUUUUUAUUUCUUAGAAAAUAUUUUUUAUAAAUAUUUUAAAGGUGAUAAUAUAAAAGCAAAUGAGUUUUUAAAAACUAUAGGAAGCGAUAUAUCCUUUUUUAGUAGUUCUGGAUUUGCUUAUUGUACGGAUAAAGGUAAUAAUGUAACAGAUUUAAAAAACAUCGAAGCAAAUAUAAAAGACAAAGAUAUAUAUUUAUUUAAAAUUGAUGAAGGUUUAUCAUCAAAAUUAGUAUAUAAAAAUGUAGAUUAUAAGCGAAUAAUACAAUAUAAUCCAGUGAAUUUAUUAAAAUGUUUAAUUAAUACAUCAAAUGAUGAUAUAAUUAAACAAAUUGAAGAAAAAGAAAAAAAAUUUGCCAACACUUUUAUUUCGUUAGAUAACAGAGAUAAUUUACAAAAUGUAUUUGUUAAUGAUUUAGAGCACUCAGCAUUUUAUUUAAUUAAAAAGUUACAAGAUUUAAAAGAAUAUUUAAGAAGUCAAAAUAUGUUUGAUGUUGUAUCCAUGAGUGGAAGUGGGUCUUCUUUAUUUGCUUUAUCCAACAAGAAAACUCAAACCCAUGAAAUUUCUUCAUCUUUUCAAAAUGAACGAAUUAAAAAACUAAUAAGCGAUAUAAAGAUAAAAUUUAAUAUGAAUGUUAGGGUUUAUUUGUGUGAUGCUUUGCGAAAAGGUCUUGAUGUUUGGUAUGACCCUAUCAAGCUAGCACAUGAGUUCAAGUGA
Molecule: messenger RNA, 1614 nt
Organism: Plasmodium falciparum 3D7
Lineage: Eukaryota; Apicomplexa; Aconoidasida; Haemosporida; Plasmodiidae
Gene: IspE
Product: putative 4-diphosphocytidyl-2-C-methyl-D-erythritol kinase
Biological process (GO): terpenoid biosynthetic process
Molecular function (GO): ATP binding; 4-(cytidine 5'-diphospho)-2-C-methyl-D-erythritol kinase activity
Source: RefSeq, a predicted model, not a curated record